GGGACAAAAUAGGAAAACAGAAAAAAUUGGAAUUAGGGUUUAGUAGAAGAAUAUAUAGUCCCAGUUUCCGCAGGGCUUACUCUUCGGAAUCGCUUGCGGCCUGUGGGAGCACUCUGGUCUUCAGCCCCAGAACUCUUCUGCACGGAAACGCGAAAAUGCCAAAGCAAAUCCAUGAGAUCAAGGAUUUUCUUAUUACUGCAAGAAGAAAGGAUGCACGCUCUGUCAAAAUCAAGAGGAGCAAGGAUGUGGUGAAGUUUAAAGUUCGCUGCUCCAAGUACCUUUACACGCUGUGUGUGUUUGACUCCGAGAAGGCCGACAAGUUGAAGCAAUCCCUUCCUCCAGGUUUGAAUGUGCAGGACCUGUGAAGAAAAUGAGUUCAGUGAGGAGAUUUAUCUAUUUUUUUCUUUUUGUUUUUCCUUAAUUUGGUAACUGCGGUGAUGAGAACCUUGUAAUUCUUCCUUUGGUAAUGAAUUUGUAGACUUGGACAUGGUGUGUUUCGCAUUUUUUGUUUUUUGUUUUUUCUUUUUGAAAAAAAAUUUAAUGAAUGAACUCGGCAAUUUUGUGCGUUU
This is a messenger RNA of Alnus glutinosa, 569 nucleotides long. RefSeq names its product large ribosomal subunit protein eL38z/eL38y. Gene Ontology annotation, cellular component: ribosome; cytosolic large ribosomal subunit. NCBI's taxonomy places the organism in Eukaryota, Viridiplantae, Streptophyta, Magnoliopsida, Fagales, Betulaceae. Gene Ontology annotation, biological process: translation; protein-RNA complex assembly. The record is from RefSeq and is a predicted model, not a curated record. Gene Ontology annotation, molecular function: structural constituent of ribosome. Bases 156 to 365 code for a protein of 69 amino acids. The transcript is spliced from 3 exons.